AUGGAAAUCAAAUUCAAAGGCAUGUUGUUGGUGAUGCUUGUUGCAGAUCAGUUGAGGCUGGCGAAUGGAGUCAGCCCGUGUGCCGGGAGAGUGGAGAUUUACCACGAUGGACAAUGGGGUACAGUGUAUGGCUAUGGCUCUGGUGGCCGUGGCUGGGAUAUGAAGGCGGUGGCUGUGGUGUGUAAGGAGUUGGGCUGUGGAGCCGCGCUGUCAGCUUCAGCAGACGCUCACUUUGGCGAAGGCUCAGGUCCCAUUGUCACCUAUUAUGUCCAGUGCAGAGGGACCGAGUCUACUCUGAGGGCUUGCGAGUCACAGACCUGGGGUCACUAUUCUAUGUGGUAUUCACACUCGUAUGACGCCGGCGUCAUCUGCUCAGAUCGUUUGAGGCUGGUAAAUGACGACAACCCGUGUGCUGGGAGAGUGGAAGUUUUCUACGAUGGACAAUGGGGCACAGUUGUUGGCUCCGGUUCUGGUGGCUCUGGUUGGGAUAUGGCGGACGCGGCUGUGGUGUGCAAGGAGUUGGGCUGUGGAGCGGCACUUUCAGCAUCAGGAGUCGCUCACUUUGGGAGGGGCUCAGGUCCCGUUGUGACGUAUAAUGUUCAGUGCAAAGGGAGUGAGUCUGCCCUGAAGGAAUGUCCUUCAGGUUCCUGGGGUCACUAUUCCUGGUUGUCACACUCCUAUGAUACCGGCGUCAUCUGCACAGGUAAACGGUGGCAUUUACGGUUAGAGAGCGGUGGGAGCCGUUGUGAUGGGCGAGUGGAGAUUUAUCAUGACGGCACCUGGGGCAGAUUGCUGGAUGAUUCCUGGAAUGUAUCGGAUGCCGAUGUCAUCUGCCGACAGUUGAACUGUGGCUCUGUUAUUUCAAUCUACAACUUUUCCCAGUACGGGGAAGGCACUGGACCUGUGUGGAUCAAUAAUGUUCAGUGUGUCGGAACUGAGACGCACAUCUGGAACUGCCCACUUUCCACAGUGGCUUCACCCUCUAGGAGCAGCAGUGAUGUGGGAGUUCUUUGUUCAGAUCACAAACAGCUUAGGCUGGUGGAUGGUGGCAGUUCCUGCUCUGGAACAGUGGAAAUUUACCGCAAUGGAAACUGGAGUAGAGUGCAGGAUCAGUUCUGGGAUUUAUAUGAUGCGAAUGUGGUUUGCAGACAGCUGGCCUGUGGUGCUGCCAUAACAGCCUAUAGCUCCCCGUCGUACAGAGAAGAUAAACGGUCCCGAUGGUUGAAAGAUGUUCAGUGUCAAGGAAGUGAAUCACAUAUUUUGAAGUGCAAGCCAUCAAGGCUAAAUCAAUCAAUUAGGAACAUGAGUGAUGUUGGAGUGCAGUGUUCCAGUGAGUGA
Callorhinchus milii (elephant shark) is the source of this 1338-nucleotide messenger RNA. RefSeq names its product scavenger receptor cysteine-rich domain-containing group B protein-like. Lineage: Eukaryota; Metazoa; Chordata; Chondrichthyes; Chimaeriformes; Callorhinchidae. The transcript has 4 exons. Gene Ontology annotation, cellular component: membrane. The record is from RefSeq and is a predicted model, not a curated record. Bases 1 to 1338 code for a protein of 445 amino acids.